CCGCAGGCACCACCUCGUCCAGCUGAUCCACGCCCCUGCCUGCCACAUCGUUGUCAACACUGACUCUGCGCCUGUCUCCUCGUUCGGGCUCGCCUGUCCGACCUCGCCCAAGACCUUUCCUCUGACAAAAGAAUACUAGCUCGCGCAUCUCUUUUGACCCUUUUCCUUCUUAUUCUUGGCGUCGACCUCACUCCCCAGACGCUGGUCAAGGCUGUGUUCAUUCAACUCGAUCAUCUACCCAGUGUUCACCCUUCAUCAUAUCGACAAUGUCUCUUAGAAGUAACUAAAGGACGUCAGGUCUUUGAGACUCUCUCUCUCUCUUCAACUGUACCCCUACCAGCAAACCAGGCCCUUUUGAGUCUCUGCUACCAUCUCUUGUCUCUCGUUUUUGGACCGCCACGCUGCUUUUUUGGCGACGGUUGUCACACCCCUGUCGCCUCUUGUCUGUGCAUAUUGUCCGAUACCCCAUCUCGCCAACAUGUCAGGGGGCGGUUCAAGCAGUCGUUCCAUGGAGUCCCGGACCGGCCGGGACAAGCAACGCUACAACUCGAAAGGUGAACGUCUGGUCGCCGGUGUGGUUCCGUUGACCGAGGACAGGAAGUACGUCUUGUUAAUACGGUCUACCAAAAGGAAGAAUGGCUGGGUCCUGCCAAAGGGCGGCUGGGAGACGGACGAGGAGUGCGAGGAAGCUGCUAUGCGAGAGGCUUGGGAGGAGGCUGGCAUUGUAAUCACCAUCGACUAUAACCUCGGCGACAUUCCCGAGACGAGAAAGCCCAAGAAAGACAAGAAGGAUGCUACCAAGUGUCUGUACCACUUCUACGAGGGCACAGUCACCGUGGAGGCCAAGGACUGGCCCGAAGCCGAGAAGCGAGAGCGCAGAUGGAUGACCUAUUCCGAGGCAAAAGAGGCACUCAAGGACCGGCCAGAGCUUCUCGAAGCCCUCAAAGCCUCCGCCAUCAAGAGGUAGCCUGGUCAACAGGCUGACAACACCAUCCCGUCAACCACAAAACCCUAUCUACCCACCUCUACAUCCCGGGCUGUCGUCAGUCUUGCAAAGGCAGCACAUCAUCUCGGCUUGCGGAAAGUCAUUCUGGCCUUCGUUGUGUCAGAGUUUCCACACCUUCGGGAUAAUCUCGUCGUCAGUGGCUCGAUCAACUCCCCAGCAGGCUUCAUAUCUUUCCGUCUGCACAUUCUGAAGAUCCCUACUCAUCUUAUUUCUUUUGUGAAGGUUUCACGCAUUAGAGGAUUUUCUGUUUUCGGCUUGCGAGUCAUUGUCAUGCAAUCAAAUUCUGGGCGGAUUGGGGAAAAAGCACAAAAUACUUGGGGGCUUGUCUUUCGGAGCGGUCCUGGCUGUCCUCCUACCUCGCCAUCUCGCCUCAAAUGACAGGCAAAAUGACCAACAGUCUGCAAUUCUUCACAGGAGCAUCACGGAGUUCUGGUCUAGGUUUAUAGAGCGAGGACAGAAGAAGGAGAGAGAAAGAGAAGAGACCAAAAGAGAGAAAGUAAAACAUAGUCUAGGGUGCUUAAAAGCUAGGGAAAAGUGAUGGUCGAAUUUUCAUGAGUGAGACAUCACGAAUCAACGUUGGGGGUCACUUUAAAUCGUCCUGAGUCGAAUUGGGCAUCAGACCCUUUGGACGACCAGCCUAGAGCUGGGUUUGUGUGUCUCCGUGCGAAUUUAAUCCGCUGGAGAUGGGCGCUGGUGCACGUCCUUGAGGGACCUUGACUCGGCUUUUGAAGCCAAAGACUGAUUGUGGCUGCAGCAUUUUGUUUCGGGAGAUAUAGACUAUUGGAGACGCUCAAUGGGAGAGGCAGACAUCUGCUAGAGGGGAUCUCUGACAAAGAUUAAUGCGGAAGAGACACACUACAGACAAUGAAUGAAAUCCUGGC
Molecule: messenger RNA, 1887 nt
Organism: Cryphonectria parasitica EP155
Lineage: Eukaryota; Fungi; Ascomycota; Sordariomycetes; Diaporthales; Cryphonectriaceae
Exons: 2
Coding region: 479-967 (162 amino acids)
Biological process (GO): adenosine 5'-(hexahydrogen pentaphosphate) catabolic process; diadenosine hexaphosphate catabolic process; diphosphoinositol polyphosphate metabolic process
Cellular component (GO): cytoplasm; nucleus
Molecular function (GO): bis(5'-adenosyl)-pentaphosphatase activity; endopolyphosphatase activity; diphosphoinositol-polyphosphate diphosphatase activity
Source: RefSeq, a predicted model, not a curated record